This is a messenger RNA of Aedes aegypti (yellow fever mosquito), 1694 nucleotides long. RefSeq lists its product as uncharacterized. The coding region runs from base 201 to 1694 and encodes 497 amino acids. The record is from RefSeq and is a predicted model, not a curated record. NCBI's taxonomy places the organism in Eukaryota, Metazoa, Arthropoda, Insecta, Diptera, Culicidae. The transcript has 5 exons.
CUGGUUUGUGGUCGAAGUUAGUUCAGUUGACAGCUAAGCGACAGAAAAGCCCGGAAACGAAAACAAUCUGCAUGUAAAAUUUGAAAUCAAAAUAUGUCUGGCGCUCUCGUUGAUGACUUAAACUAAAUAUCGGUGUUGAUCUGAAAUACAGUUGCUAAUUGUUGUUUGAAUCGGUUCCUAAAGGGGUUCUCUUCACGAUCAUGGCAACAAAGAAAACCUCAUUCCAAACUGUUUGGUUGCAAGACGCUGAAUUUCAUUCAUGGCUGAAACAAGUAGAUAGCAAGUCAGGAUAUGCUUUUUGCAUCGUGUGUGCUUGCGAAUUUGCUUUAAGUAAUAUGGGUAAACAAGCACUUAGGAGCCAUAUGAAAUCUAAACGGCAUAGUCAACGAACACCAGUCGGAAACAUGUCAAUGUCCGGAUUCACACAUUCUGUGAGUCAGCAUUCUGUCGCAGAAUCUAAGCCUGGAACGUCGUUGGAAAUACAUCAUAAAAUCGUCGAUACACCGUCGCAAGAUACAGCAGUAUCCGUACAUCAACCACGCAAUACGCCUUCAUCAUCAACGUCGGGAACUAUUGACAAGUUCAUGCUAAAAAAUGACACAACUAAGGCGGCGAUAUUGUGGUGCCUGGAGACAGUUAUGUGCCAUAAAUCUUUGCGAGCUGCUGAAAAAGAUCUGACUGUUAUGAGAAGGAUGUUUUUCGACAGUCAAAUUGCUUCCAAGGUUCAGUUAGGCCGUGACAUAAUCAGCUAUACGAUUUUGUUUGGAAUUGCACCGUAUUUCAAAUCCGAUUUGGAAGAAACACUGCAGAGGGUCAGCUUUGUAGUUGUUGGAUUUGUCGAAUCCCUCAAAAAGACCACGAAGAAUCAACAAAUGGACUUGAAUAUUCGUUUUUGGGAUGAUGCCAAAAAUCAAGUCGUAACACGGUACCUUACGUCGAAAUUUCUGGGAAGAUCCCGGGCAGUAGAUCUUCUGGCGGCUUUUAAAGAAGGCCUUGGUGAAAUUCCACUAAUUAAGUUGCUACAAGUAUCCAUGGAUGGGCCCAAUGUCAAUUGGGCAUUUUUACGAGAGUUGAAGGUGGACAUUCAACAUAAUGACAAAGAGCUUCUUGAUGUAGGAAGUUGCGGAUUGCACAUACUACCCAGUAAACAUUUUGGUUGCUCAUCGCAAAUGGUCAGAAACAUCAUGGAGCGAUUUAUGAAGAUUGAUAGCUUGAAGAAUGCGGCUCAGGUGACCAAGGACGAGGUGAAUGAUAUCAAGAAUCAUCUGCCAGCAAAAGACGUUGUCUUGGGCUUUGACACCAAAAAAGCUCUCAAGAAUGCGUCUGGCAUACAAGAGAAAUAUAUUUUGCAAUUUCGUUCUGAAUGCAAAGCAAUGCUGCAAGCAAUCGUCUUGAAGCUAAUGAAUCGAUCGCCUUUAACGUAUCCGAUGACUAAGGUGGCAACAUGCCUGGACCCUGCAGUAAUCAGUGGAGAUUCUAAAUUGGCCAAAAAGCGAUUUGAGAGCAUGCUUAAUAAGUUGAUCGAUAGCGGACGCAUCAGCGGUUCCAUUGCUGAUACAGCAGUAAAGCAUUUCCGAUCUGUCGUCGAAUCAACGAAGUGGAGUCGAGCGAUCCUCACUACAAUCCGAUGGGCUUUGAGUUUGCUUUCGGAACUUGCUCUGCAUUUCAUUGCUGUAACGUACUUUCCGCAAUAG